AAUGAAAAAUACCAGCUGGUUAUAUGUCUCAACAGAAGUUGUUCUUAUAUUUCUUCAAAUAUACAAUUUAAAACCAUUGCCUUUAUACUGCGAGCAUUGGACUCUAAAAUGACGUAUACGCCCGUGUCGACCAUGAAGUGGUUCCUCUGGGUCGUUCUGGUUAUUAGCCUGGCUCUAUGCUCGGCCAACUCCAUUUCCAGCUAUAACCACUAUCGACUGCCAACUGCCCUAAGACCUCAAAAGUAUUACUUGCGCAUCCUGACACUGUUGGAAAAUCCGGAUGAUCUGCGCUUCGCCGGAAGUGUGCAAAUCGUCAUUGAAGCACUGGAAAACACAAGGAACAUAACGCUGCACUCCAAGAACCUGACCAUCGAUGAGUCCCAGAUCACCCUGCGCCACAUUAGCGGGGCGGGAAGUAAGGAUAAUUGUGUGUCCUCCACUUCGGUUAAUCCCACCCACGACUACUAUAUCCUCCACACCUGUCGCGAACUUUUGGCCGGCAACGUGUACACACUGUGCCUGCCAUUCUCGGCCGAUCUGAGCCGUCAACUCCAUGGUUACUACCGCAGUUCCUACAAGGAUCCUGUGACCAACACGACACGUUGGCUGUCUGCUACGCAAUUCGAACCAGCCGCCGCUCGAAAGGCAUUUCCCUGCUUCGAUGAGCCAGGCUUCAAGGCGUCCUUUGUGGUCACUUUAGGUUAUCACAAGCAGUUCACAGGACUCAGCAAUAUGCCCGUAAAGGAAAUCAAACCACACGAAAGCCUUCCAAACUACGUAUGGUGCGAGUUCGAGCAGUCGGUGCCCAUGUCCACCUACCUGGUGGCAUAUUCGGUGAAUGAUUUCUCCUUUAAGCCUUCUACUCUGCCAAAUGGAGCUCUAUUCCGGACUUGGGCCAGACCCAAUGCCAUCGAUCAGUGCGAUUAUGCCGCGCAGUUCGGACCGAAGGUACUCCAGUACUACGAGCAGUUCUUCGGCAUCAAGUUCCCACUGCCCAAGAUCGAUCAGAUUGCCUUGCCCGAUUUCAGUGCCGGUGCCAUGGAGAACUGGGGUCUGGUGACCUACAGAGAAACCACACUUCUCUACUCGCCAACCCACUCUUCUCUGUCGGACCAACAGAACCUGGCGAAUGUGAUAGCCCAUGAGUUGGCCCACCAAUGGUUCGGUAAUCUGGUGACGAUGAAGUGGUGGACCGACCUCUGGCUGAACGAGGGAUUCGCCACAUAUGUGGCCGGCUUGGGAGUCCAGGAAAUCCAUCCGGAGUGGCACUCAAGGGAUAAGGGUAUUUUGACCGCUCUGAUCACCUCCUUUCGCCUGGACUCGCUGGUGAGCAGCCAUCCCAUCUCGAGGCCCAUUCAAAUGGUGACGGAGAUCGAGGAGAGCUUUGAUGCAAUCUCCUACCAAAAGGGAUCUGCAGUGCUGCGGAUGAUGCAUUUGUUCAUGGGCGAAGAGUCCUUCCGAUCCGGACUAAAGGAGUAUCUGCAGCUUUACGCCUACAAGAACGCCGAACAGGAUAACCUUUGGCAGUCUCUCACCUCAGCAGCCCACCAAAGUGGAGCUCUUGCCGAGCACCUUUACAUAAAGACCAUCAUGGACUCGUGGACUCUGCAAACCGGAUAUCCUGUGCUCAAUAUUACCCGUGACUAUGCGGCUGGAAGCGCUAAGCUCACCCAGGAACGUUACUUGCGCAAUUCCCAGAUACCCCGAGCCGAACGCGUUGGCUGCUGGUGGGUGCCACUGAGCUACACCACCCAGGUGGAGAAGCACUUCAACAACACGGCACCCAGGGCGUGGAUGGAGUGCAGCAAAACUGGCGAAAGUGUGCCCACGACCAUUGAUCUUCUUCCUGGACCCGAAGAAUGGGUGAUCUUUAACAUUCAGCUGUCGACCCCCUACAAAGCCAACUACGAUGCUAGAAACUGGAAGCUUUUGAUUGCUACUUUGAACAGCGAGGAGUUCCAGAGCAUUCACGUGAUCAACAGAGCCCAGCUCAUAGACGACGUGCUGUACUUCGCCUGGACAGGAGAGCAGGACUACGACACCGCUCUGCAAGUGACCAACUAUCUGCAGAGGGAGCGAGAUCUUAUUCCUUGGAAAGCGGCCCUGGACAACUUGAAGCUGCUGAACCGCCUCCUACGACAAACUCCCAACUUUGGGUUAUUUAAACGCUACAUGAAGAAGCUUCUUACCCCGAUCUAUGAGCACCUGAACGGCAUCAACGACACGUUCAGUUCUAUUACUCAGCAGGAUCACGUCCUCUUGAAGACGAUGGUGGUCAACGUGGCAUGUCAGUACCAGGUGGGCGAUUGUGUGCCCAAGGCGUUGGCCUACUACCGCAACUGGAGAUCGGAGGCCAAUCCCGACGAGAGCAACCCGGUGCCAAUCAACCUUCGCAGCACAGUGUACUGCACGGCAAUAGCACAAGGCACCGAAGAGGAUUGGGACUUCCUGUGGUCGCGGUUCAAGAAAUCGAAUGUGGGCUCCGAGCAGCAGACCAUUUUAAGUUCCCUGGGCUGUUCAAAGGAAGUAAGGAUCUUACAGCGUUUCCUGGAGAGGGCCUUCGAUCCCGAGGGAGCCAUUCGUAAGCAGGAUUCUUUGCUGAGCUUCCAAGCAGUGGUCUCUGGCGAACAGGGUUUCCCACUGGCCAAGAACUAUCUGAUGGAGAAUGUUGACUUUAUGGUUGCGUACUAUUAUCCGCAGACAAGAAGCAUGGCGCGACUUUUGCCCCCACUGUGCGAACAAAUUGCCACUACAAAUGACCUAAAUGAGUUCAGGGCGUUCGUUAACAAAUCGCAGCAGUCGCUCAAGGGAGUCCAACAGGCAGUUCAGCAAAGUCUGGAGACAAUGGUUACCAAUGUCCAGUGGAUGGAGCGAAACUAUCCCCAGAUUUUGAGCUCCCUCCAGCGGAACUUGUAGUUCUUAAAUACACAACCGCAUUUGUUGUAAUAUAUAAAUAAAUAAACCAUUUCUCUGCUCUGCCUUAGAAAA
Molecule: messenger RNA, 2988 nt
Organism: Drosophila teissieri
Lineage: Eukaryota; Metazoa; Arthropoda; Insecta; Diptera; Drosophilidae
Product: aminopeptidase N-like
Exons: 7
Coding region: 109-2916 (935 amino acids)
Biological process (GO): peptide catabolic process; proteolysis
Cellular component (GO): cytoplasm
Molecular function (GO): metalloaminopeptidase activity; peptide binding; zinc ion binding
Source: RefSeq, a predicted model, not a curated record